AAUAAUUGUUGCGCUACGCUCCAGCUCAGUAAGGGUCCACUCUAGCAGUCUCCACCUCUUCCGGUUCUUCGCUUCCUCUCCGCAACAGAGUCCCCCUGAGGACUCGAGAAGCAAGUGAGAGAGACGCAGGAAGAGUGUGUCGAGAUUUUGUGUCGAUCUCUCUUUCUCGUCUCUCUCCAGAUCAUUGUCAAUGUCGGACGAACCUUCUCUCACUCGCUGGUCUUUCAAGGAUUUCAAGGUUUUUUAUGAUGCUAAGUUUGGGCGAAAGAAAGUGCCGGAGCCUGACGAUGCGGGGGCAGAUGGUAGAACUGCUGGUGUGGCUGUGUCUAAUGGGAAUUCUUCGAAUUUAACUGCAAAUGGAAGUGGGCAUGCGAAGGGCAUCUCGGAUGCGGCCAUUUACGAGCAGUUUCAGAACCAGGGCGAGAGGAGCUCAACGCACACAAAUGGAGUUCCGCUUUACCAAAAGCCUCAGAAGUCCCUACUUCCUGCUUUUGACUCAGUGGAAACACGUGCUUUAGCAGAGAGCUUGUGUAGGGAUAUUAUUCGUGGGAGUCCAGAUGUGAAAUGGGAAACUAUCAAAGGAUUAGAGAAUGCCAAGCACCUGCUUAAAGAAGCUGUUGUCAUGCCUAUAAAGUAUCCCAUGUACUUUACUGGUCUUCUAUCACCAUGGAAAGGUAUUCUUCUUUUUGGCCCUCCAGGAACUGGGAAGACAAUGCUUGCGAAGGCUGUUGCAACAGAGUGCAAUACCACAUUUUUCAAUAUUUCAGCAUCAUCUGUCGUCAGCAAAUGGCGUGGCGAUUCUGAGAAGUUAGUGAAAGUGCUAUUUGAGCUUGCUAGGCACCAUGCCCCAUCAACUAUAUUUAUAGAUGAAAUUGAUGCAAUCAUUAGUCAACGCGGUGAAGCACGUAGUGAGCAUGAAGCAAGCAGGCGCUUGAAAACUGAGCUACUCAUACAGAUGGAUGGGUUGAUGCGGACGGAUGAGCUUAUAUUUGUUUUGGCAGCAACCAAUCUUCCUUGGGAACUGGAUGCAGCCAUGCUCCGACGUCUUGAAAAGCGGAUCCUUGUACCUCUUCCGGAACCAGAAGCAAGAAGAGCCAUGUUUGAGGAGCUUUUACCAUCAUUGCCUGGUGAAGAGAAGCUUCCGUACGAUAUAUUGACAGAAAGGACAGAAGGCUAUUCGGGUUCAGAUAUUCGGUUGCUGUGCAAAGAGGCUGCCAUGCAGCCCUUGAGACGAUUAAUGGUUCUCCUAGAGGACAAACAAGAAGUGGUGCCGGAGGAUGAAUUGCCAAAAGUUGGGCCGGUCACACAUGAAGACACUGAGACAGCUUUGAAGAACACAAGACCAUCUGCUCAUCUCCAUGCCCACCGUUAUGAGAAGUUCAAUGCUGAUUAUGGUAGUCAAAUAUUCCAGUGAAAGCACAUAGAAUUGUAUUAUUUUAGAAGUGUAAAAUAUAUUCCUUCUUGUGAUCAGGUGUUUUCAGCAGAGUAUUUAUUUUAAUUGCUAAUCAAUAAUUGGUUGAAUGAAGUAGAGUGGGAAUAUACUAGGCAUUGCACAGGAUAUAUAAUGGUUUCAGAAGAAUAUUUUUGUGGCGGUCUUAAAAAAGGGUGAUUUCAACCAGCGGGCCAUAAACAAUGAUAUUUAAUGUUAUUUUAGAACAAUAUCAAUUUUGCAA
Molecule: messenger RNA, 1673 nt
Organism: Malania oleifera
Lineage: Eukaryota; Viridiplantae; Streptophyta; Magnoliopsida; Santalales; Ximeniaceae
Exons: 11
Coding region: 191-1414 (407 amino acids)
Molecular function (GO): ATP hydrolysis activity; ATP binding
Source: RefSeq, a predicted model, not a curated record